UAAGAUAUGUUUUAAUGUCAUGGUUCAUAAGCAAAGAAGUAGUUCUGGAUUUUGUUAUUCCUAAAACCAUUUUAUUUGAAUCUGGUUCUAAUAAUAGUGAGGAUGUUGUAUGCACAAAUGUUUUAGAAACCAAAGUUAACAAAAAUUUAAACAAUAUCACAAAAGAAAUUGGUUUUCAAUCUUUAAAAUGCACUAUUUGCAAUAUUUCCUUCACUGUAAAAAGCAAUAUGCAGAGACAUAUCAAAAAUAAACACAAAUCAACUUCAGAAGGUCAAAUUUUUACUUACUCAGGAAAUUGUUUUUGUCUGCAAUGUGGAUUCCAAUGCAGACGAAUUAAUGAUUUAAGGAAACAUUUAUCAGUUUCACAUUCAUUACAUUUCAAAAAGAAACAUUGUCAUUUACAAAUUUUUCAGAAUUUGAAAUAUGGAAAUCUGAUGUUGAAAUAAAUUAUUCCUGCCAAUACAUUUUAACUUGUGGUGAAAAGCUGGAUAAAAGUUGUGGAAAAGUAACAUAUUAUCAAUGCAAUAGAAGUGGGAUUUACAAUUGCAUGUCAUCAGGAAAGAGACAGAUUCAAAGUAGUGUUAAAAACAGCAGGAAGAUAUGUCGCUUAGUUAAAAACAGCAGGAAGAUAUGUCGAGCAGAACAAAAAGAAUUGUUUUAUUUGCACAAAGAUUUGCGUAUUUCAUUCUCCCCGAAUGUCAGGUUAAACAUUAAAAUGGAAAUACUCGAAGGCGAAAGAAAAAACUCAAAAAUUUAUUACCAAAAUGGUUACUAUUAUCGUAAAGACAAAAAAGCAACAGAAUCGUAUGGUGGCGGUUUCAAAUGUAAGGAUGAAUUUUGUAGAAGUCGUGCAACAAGUGAACCAAGCUUAACGUUAGUACAAAUAACGCCGCAUAAUCAUUUGCCAGAUUUUGAAAAAAAAAGAAAUUUUAAAAUUAAAACAAUCAAUAAAACGAGCUGCUGAAACUACAAGUGGAAGUUUGCGAGAUAUUUUUGACCAAGAAACUGCUAGUAACCAAUCAGCACAUCACGUUUCUUUUGGAAUGAUGGAAAGCACUAUGUAUCGCAGACGUAGAUCAGUGCAGCUGCAAUUACCAGCCAAUUGCGGGGAAUUAAACAACUCUUUGAGAGUAAACAACAUAAGUAAAUUUUUAGACGGGACCAAUUUUUACAAAGAGUACGUUCGUAUAAAUAACAAUUAUGCUCACAUAUUUAUCGGGAAAACAGUCGUUGCUUCACCGACUGAUUUGCAAUGUUUUAUCAAAUGUUAUCAUUUGAUAAAACAUUCUCGGAACUACCUUAAAUGUUCCGUUGACGGAACAUUUAAGGUAGUUCCAAGAAUGUUUUAUCAAAUGAUAACAUUUGGAUACAUUUUGCUUGAUCAUUUUAUUCCAACUAUUUUCAUACUUAUGACUAGAAAAACGCAAGAGCUGUACUGUAUUCUCUUGCAUUUUCCAAAGUUGCUGAACUCGUUCCACAUUUGUCACCGUUACGGAUAAUGACGGACUAUGAACAAGCAUUGAUAAAUACCUUGGAAAUUCAAUAUCCUUUAGCUGAAAUUUCAGGCUGUUGGUUUCAUUACGUAAAUGCUGUGGUUAACAAGUGUAAACAUCUUGGAUUGUUUGGAUUUUUAAAAUUGCAAGUUCACAGUGAUUUGAAGAAAUGGAUAAGACUAUUAUUGUGUCUUUCUUUGCUACCGCCUCACCAUAUUCAGCCAACAUUAGGCAAUUUGAAUCCAAAUUUGUUUGUGGUAUCAUUAAGCAUAAAUGACUUCGCAAAAUGUCAAAGUUUAAUGACCUAUAUGGAAACAUUUUGGAUUGGGCGUAUUGGCAGUAACAAAAUUUCUGUUUUUGGUUGUCCCAGAAGAACGAACUCUGAUCAAGAAAGCUUCCAUGCCUCGCUUUUAAAACGAAUAAAGAUUGCUCAUCCAAACAUUUGGCUUUUUAUAAAAAGUAUUUACGACAUCUUAUCUUGUUUCAUGAAAAUCAGCCUCUUUUUUACGUUAGAUGUGUUUCAAGUGCAUGCAAGCAAACUUUCAAAAGUGCUGAUAGUCUAAAAAAACAUGUUCAACAAAAGCACAGUAAUUUAUUAAGAAGCUGGUCUAAUGAUAAUGAAAGUGAUCAGGGGAGUAGAAAUAAUAGAAAUGAUAACAUCAUAGAUUCAUCUGAAACAACCGAAGAAUCAAAUGAUCAAAAUAAUGUAAAAUUAGAUCAAGAUUUUAAAUGUAAAAAUAUUACUGAUAUGCUUAACUUUUUGGAAAAACAUUUUGCAUUUCUUCUUUUGCGACUCAGAGUAUUCAUGCAGAAAUUGCAAAAGAUAUACAAAACAUACUUUUGAUUACACUAAGUAGUUUUAAGGAUGUUAUAUGUCAAUAUUUAUUCAAAAAUAAUAUUUUUCCACUAGACAAUGAUUGGGCACAUAUAACAGACACAUAGAUUUUAGAAUAAAUAAUACAACUGCUGUUUUUCAAUACAUUUCAAUUCUGGAAGUUUUAUCAAAAUUAGUUUCCCAUGAAGAUGUUUACAAUUGUUUGGGUGACAGUUACAAUCAGUCUCUUUCUAAUAAUGAUUUUAUGAUGUUUUUUUGUGACUGUGAACUUUUUCAUAGUGACAAUUUUUUUUCUGAAAAUCCAAGUGUACUGCAGAGAGAAGGAAUUGAGGUUUCCGUCAAUGAAUUACGUCAACGUUUAAAAAGCAAACUUACAGGUAUAUCAGCUGAUAUGCUUUCAACUCAUGCUAUAGGAGGAUUUCAGCAGUAUUUCCAUACUGGAAGAAUUUGUCGUUUCUGUAUGGUGGACAAGUCAGAAAUUGGAAAUAACUUAAGUGAAAGCACUCUUCGUUUCAGAACACCAGAAAUUCAUGAAUACCACUUAGCUGCUAUAAUUGAUAAUGCAGCAAACAAGAAUGUGUAUGGUGUUAGCAAAAAGUGUGAUUUUUUAGAGUUAGAUAACUUUGAUGUACUUACAGCUUUCCCUCCAGAUAUAAUGCAUGAUUUAUUUGAAGGCAUUAUGCAAGUAACUUUGAAAUGUGUUAUCAAACAUUUGUUACGUUCUUGUAAUACAUUAUCAGUAAAUAAUAUAAACGAUUCUAUAAACAAAAUUCAUUUAAUUAAUUCAUCUAAUCGCCCUUGCCAAUUACCUAAAAAUAUUGCAUCAGAUAAAGCACACAUAAAUGGAACAGCUGUACAGAAAUUAGAACUUUUCCUAUUGUUUCCGCAGUUAGUCGGUAAUGAUGUACCACAUAAAAAUAUUGGCUGGGAGGUUUAUCUUAUACUUCGUGAAAUAUGUGACAUUGUUAUUGCCCCAAUUGUAGAUAGUGACAGUAUAUACAUGUUAAAAGAACUAGUUGCUAUGUUUUUGAAAACAUUUUCUAAAGUAUUUGGUUCUGAAUAUAUUAUUCCAAAAAUGCACAUGCUUGUUCAUUACCCUCGUCUGAUACGUCUUUUUGGGCCUUGACGAAAUUUUUGGUGUUUACAAUUUCAAUCUAAACAUCAGUAUUUUAAAAAAGCUGCCUCAAAUGGACGAUCUUUUAAGAAUAUUACCAAAACAUUGUCAAAGCGUCAUCAAAUGUUGCAGUGCUGGGAAAUGCUGACAGAUGAUAUGCUUUUAUCUAAUUAUACUGUGUCUGGAAACGCACCUAGAUUUUUUCAUAACUUGGAUGUUUAAGUACAAGAAGCUAUAAGAUUGUUACUUAAUUUAGAUAUAGAAGGGAAUGAAUCCAUAGUUAUAGCGAAAUCAAUAUCAGUUGAUAGUAUUUUCUAUUCUAUUAAAGCAGUGAAUGUGUUGCAUACUGUUACAGAAGAAACUGUCCCAAUUUUUUUUAAAGUGGUAUACAUUGUCUGUUUACGUGACUGUUGGUUGUUAUGUGGAAACCUAUUGACACCAAAUUGUUUUUCACAUCAUUUGCAUUCUUAUCAAGUUUUGGAUGAAAAUGAGUGGACAGUGAAGAAGCUGAAUGUGUACAUAGCCAGGUGCAAGAAUUUCCUUUUGUAUAUCAGUUGCCACUUUUUCCGGAUAAUGUUGUAGCUAAGCUACAAUGUCAAGACAAGGCUAGUUUUGGUUUAGGCUCAAAAAGCAAAGCGCUCUUAAUUGAUGCACUAUUUGAUGACUUAAAAAGGCGUGACAUUUUGUAUCCAACCAGAAGAAUAUAUUCUGCUGUUAGCUCAGCAGUUAUAUUAAAAUAUCAUUUUUUGGCUGAUUAUGAUGGAAGUAGUGUAAUGCAAUUACCAUUUUAUAUAUUAUUGAUUAUAUUUAUAUUUGUCAUCAUCUGUUAAAUAAGAAAAUUGUAUUGUAAAAUUUAAUUUAUAUGUCUAUUUCUCAUUUUAAAUAAGUAAUUUGAGUUUAGAAUACUAUUAGAGUAGCUCUUCGAAGGAAAUUUAAAAAAUACAGACAACCCCUUUGUAGCGAAAAUUCAAUUGCUGUAACAAGAAAAAAAUUUGGAAGGCCUGGUGUUUCGGGAAGAAAAUGAAAAGUAGAUCAAGUUGAAAUUAAUCAUCCUGACGACAGUACCCUCUCAAAAACAGCUCGAGUUAAGAUGUCAAAAGUAUAUAAUGUCAAAAAAGUAUAUUUUGGUUACUGUUCACAAGCUGAUUGUUGUAAGAUAAUAUACCACUCUAUGUACAGUUGUAACUUCUUUUUAUUAGUUGGCUAAUGUGGUACAAGGUGAGGAUGACAUAAGCAUAAAAAAACAUCAAGAUGCUUUAAAAAAAGAAAUAAAAAAACAGACACCAAGCUUUGAUAUAAUCAAAGAUAAAAUGAAAAGAACUUGUGAGUACAGACAACUUUUCUGCCAUGCCCACACAACUGCAGAAGUUCUGGAAGAAUUUCCGUGUUUACGACUAAAUAUUUUUUUUACAGCAGAUGUGCUUUUGCUGUAUGGUGUAGAUGUAACCAAUUUAAAAAUGAAAUUUCUAACCCUUUAUGAUGCUGUGAUCAAAGAAGCAGCCAAAAGAUGCGAAAAGUAUUGUGAAUAUUCAAGAAUGAUAAACAAACACUUAGAAGAAACUUUGGACAAUGAUAAACAACAGGAUUAGAAGGUGAUGUUUGUUACAUUGCUGUUACCCUCAUUAUUUGGGGAGAAAGAAGAAUUGUUUUUUCCCUUACCAAAGCAGGAAAUACUACUUAGUCCAGUCAUAUUGUCACAAGACGACGAGUGGAAUAUAUCAGUCGACAAGGAAGUUUUGUUUCCUAAAACUAUUUGCACUUUUUCCGCGGCUUUUCAAGCAUGGUUUGCAGCAUUUUGGAUAUUCAGCAUUGAAUUCCCAAAAGGAUUGUCCAAUACAUGUCAAUAUUUAGAAAAAGUGCUUCUUGGUGGGAAAGGAAAAGUGCCAAAUAUUGUCAGCAAAUGGGGCAACCGUCUUUUGCACUAAAAUUUAUGACUUUUGUUUUUUGUCUGUUUUUGUUGUAAAUCUUUAUAAUUUAUUUAUGUUUUUUUGUCACUAAAUUCGAAAAAACUUCUGAAUAUUUGCAAUAUUUCUAAA
Messenger RNA from Hydra vulgaris (swiftwater hydra), 5478 nucleotides. RefSeq lists its product as uncharacterized. NCBI's taxonomy places the organism in Eukaryota, Metazoa, Cnidaria, Hydrozoa, Anthoathecata, Hydridae. The record is from RefSeq and is a predicted model, not a curated record.